AUGCGGCGCUCGAGUUCUUCGUUUCUUCCGGCGGCUCUGGGUUCACUGUCAUCUCGCAUCUGGAGGCCUGGAAAUCGGAGAGCUCUGGCGAGGACUUGGGACAGGGAUCGUUUAUCCGGACGUCGUGAGGAAGAAAGCGAUUUCCCACCUCGCCAAACCCUUUGCGCCGUCAUAUCCGUUGUCUGGGAGGCUGCCACGGAGCUGAGCUCGUCAAAACAGUUCAAACCGCCACCAGGCUUGAUGUUUCCGUUCUCUCUGAGAAAGCGGAGGCGAGAUUCGCCUACUCCGACUGUUACCGCCACCACCGAGCUCAGCCCGUCAUUCACAUCUGGACUUCGAUCUAGAAGGAAGCAAUGCAGCGGCAAACUUUGCUUUGGUGUUGAGGGGCGAUCUGCCGGCGUCGCUCGCUAG
This is a messenger RNA of Linum trigynum, 411 nucleotides long. The record is from the annotation of a GenBank genome assembly. Lineage: Eukaryota; Viridiplantae; Streptophyta; Magnoliopsida; Malpighiales; Linaceae.